UUAUCAAAAUUACGGAAACUAUCCAAUUUAUCCUAAUCAUUAUCCAAUUUAUCCAAAUCAAUAUCCAAAUGGAAAUUUUUAUCGUAGUCGGAAUACAUUUUAUAAUCGGAAUUAUCAACCACAACGUCGUUUCAAUGGCUAUCGUAUUAUGAAUCAACCAUAUAUACCACCAUUGCAGCAGAUACCUCAAAGAAGAUUCUAUCGUCAACCGACAAUGCAACGAUUAAAUCUAAAUCAAGGAAGAAUAGGACGAACUACUAGACCUCGUAGUAGUUCAAAUCAAAAUCAACGGCGAAGUCAAUCAAGACAGCCUCAACAACGUAGACGUCGUCCAAGACAAUUACGUUUAAAUGAUUUUAUGCCAACUGAACUACGUGAUCCUUCACCUAUGGCACCAAAUCUUCCUCAAGAAUUUAAUUUGGAAACAAUCCCUGCUCCACCUGGUGCAUUACCACAGCGACAGGUCUUUGCUAAUGCUGCAACGACAGCUAAUAAUAAUAAUACAACCCAACCAUUUAUGGUCAAUCAAGAUAAUAAUCAACAACAGGCAACAACAACAUCAUCGUAUAGACGUCAACAACGUCGCAAAGGUGGACAACAGCAAAAUCGUCAAAAUCGUCGAAAACGUCGAAAUUCAAAUUAUAAUCGAUUUGCUGAAUUAGCCGAAGAUAAUGAUGAUAAUAAUGAUGAUCCUGUUGAAACCGACUUAAAUGAUGAACCCAUCUUUAAAAAUAAAAAUAAAAAUAGACGAGAUAUGAAGAAAAAGAAGACUCGACUCUAUCUCGAAUCGAAUCGUAUGUUACGAUGGUUUGAAGAUAAUUCAAAGAAUUCAAAAAAUUCUGCAAGUGGUCGUGGCAAUCAAGCCUAUAUAUUAGCAUCGGCUCCGAUCUAUGAUGAAUGGGUUCGUAAUAAUUAUGAAUUGCAAGUCUGGCAAACUUAUUUAAAAAUGGGUACAGAACAAAAACAUUGGGC
Rotaria socialis is the source of this 972-nucleotide messenger RNA. Lineage: Eukaryota; Metazoa; Rotifera; Eurotatoria; Philodinida; Philodinidae. The record is from the annotation of a GenBank genome assembly.